AACUGAGUCAAUGACAAAGAGCUUGAAUGCUUACAUAAUAAAGUUAUCUAGCGACACCCAUGCAGCGUGCAACGAAAUCAGCUUCUCGACUGCUGUUUAGCUGCCAGCAGCACUGCCUUACCAAGCGGCUAUUCGCGACAGCUGCUGCUGUCGUAGAACCAGCCUGUUCUCCCGUGUCUGUAUCUGACCCGGGUUCGAUUGCAACCACCACCGCAAUUUGCCGAAACAGCAGCGGUCAUCGCGCGACUGUCCUAGAUGGCCGUGCUGUUGCUGCUGCUUGGGAGAAGGAGCUGGCGAACGAUGUCCAGUUGCUGACGAAGCUGCUGGGUCGGCCACCGGGUCUGGGUGUGGUGCUGGUGGGCAGCCGACCGGACUCCAUUCUGUACGUGACCAAGAAGCAGGAGGCAUGCCAAAAGGCCGGCGUCCGUACAUUCAUACGGCAACUGCCCGAGUCCGUGACUCAGGCGCAGCUGGAAGCAGCGGUGGCCGCCACCUGCGGUGACCCACGGGUCGAUGGCGUGCUCAUUCAGCUGCCCCUGCCGCGCCACCUAAGCGAGGAGGCGGUGAUGGAAGUACUAGAGCCGCGGAAGGACGUGGACGGCUUUCAUCCCCUCAACAUGGGUCGCAUGCUGAUGCGGGGUCGUGGUGUGCGGCUGGUGCCCGCCACCCCCCUGGGCUGCAUCGAGCUGCUGCGGAGGAGCGGUGUGGACGUGCAGGGCAAGACGUGUGUGGUGCUGGGCGACAGCAACAUCGUGGGCACCCCGCUGGCGGCCAUGCUGCGGGACCGGGGGGCGGCGGCGGUGACCAUCUGCCACCGCAGGAGCUACCGGGACUGGUUUGUCGACCAGCAGGAGGUGCGGCGCAAGCGGGCAGCCGCCGCCGCAUGCCUGCCGCCCCUGCCCGGCCCCUCACCCAGACCGCCGCAGCCGUUCCCGUCCACUCCCGCAGCACCAUCAUCAUCAUCAUCAGCAGCAGCAGCCGCAUCAGCAGCAGCCACAACCCCCGAAGAGCCCACAUGUCAGCAGGAGCACCCACAGCCGCUACAGCAUCAACAGCAGCAUGCCAGCACGGGAGGAAGAGUGCAUGGUAGCUCACCAGCUUGCGACUCCUCCCCUCAAUGCAGCCCGUCCUCCUCCUCCCCCACCCUUCUGUCCUCCUCCUCCUCCCCGCCCGUCUGCCCCGCCAGCUUCCAGUCCUACCAGCUCCCCGACCUCACACGCAGUGCGGACAUACUGGUGGUGGCAGUGGGCCACCCGGAGCUGGUCCGCGGCGACUGGGUGCGCCCGGGUGCCGUGGUGAUCGAUGUGGGCAUCAACGUGGUGGGAGCACUGCCGCGCAACUCACAAGCGACCAGCACCCACACCAGCAGCACCAGCAGUGCGACCAGCACUAGCGGUACGAGCAGCACUAGCAGUACGAUCAGCAGCACCACCGCCAACACUACUUCGAACAGCGGUCAGCAGCAGCAACAACAACAACAGAAUGAGAUGGAGGAGAUGCAGCAACAGAGAAGACAUCAGGACGACGCGGCGAUGCAUCAGCCGGCGCCGCUGCGGGAGGUGCGAUGUACGCCGUGUUCAGACAGCGGCGUGGAGAGCUCAGACGGAAAAGCAGGCGGGGCUGCAGCUGCUGCCUUACUUGGGUCUUGUACGACAAGCAGCAGCGGGAUGACUUGCGACAGUAGCAGCAGCGGGGGUUGCAGUGGCAAUCAGGGGGAGUUUGGCAGCGGCGGUGGCAGUGAGAGCGGCAGCAGCAGCAGCGCGGGCGACGACGGCAGCUCGUUAUGUAACCGAAACCUGACCUUCCAUGUGGUCGGCGACGUGGCCUUUGAAGAGGUGUCGCAGGUGGCGGGCGCCAUCACCCCAGUUCCCGGCGGUGUGGGCCCUAUGACCAUCGCCGCACUGCUGCACAACACGCUGAAGGCCGCAAAGUACCGAGUUGGGCUGGAGACGUGGUGAUGUGUUGUGGUGGGGGCUGAAGAGGUGUGGUGUGGGUCGGGACGGUGACGUGGUCGUGAGGGGGAGGGCUUGAGAGGCGCUCCGCAGGACAGGGCGUCGUUGGUCGGAGGUGGUAGCCAGUGGGCUGCGCGAGGGAAGGGUCGGCUUGUGUUGGAUGCGGAUGCGGGCCUGUUGAGGUAUCAGACUGGGGUUUAGUUUGGUUAUUAGGUUAGGUAGGUAACGGAGCCGGAAGCAGGGCCGCGGAAGAAAGAGCAGUGGUGAAGGGAAAGAUAGCGGCGACACGCAUAUUGCGUGGAAUUGCUUGCAAGGGGGCAUAGGCGGAUAAGGUGGGUAGUGAUGCUUUUGACAAGGCGAGGCUGUUGCGCGCGCUCGGGUUUUUAGGUAAUGUGCAUGAUAGGGCAACUUCGUUUUCCAGGUUACCUUGUACACUACAAGUUGAUAGGCAGGGUGCGCGAUAGGCGGGCGUGCGUAGACGCAGUCUGGCAGCUGCCACAGCUGCCAUCUUGCAGCAGGAUCACAGGUCCCCUUACCUCCAGUCUUUGAUCGGAGGUGCUUGAUUACCUUGCGUUGCGUUGCGGGCGGUAGUAGCGGCGGGGUUCCCAGUAGGCCAGUAAGCGCUAGUAAAGCACGUUGCGCUAGUAAAGCACGUUGCGCUAGUAAAGCACGUUGCGCCGUGUAUUUGUUUGAGCAGGUUGAGCCCGAUACACUGCCGAUGAGGCCUUUAGUUUAGCAGGAGGCUGUCAUUACGUUCAGGCACUGUGCGAUCGCGCCUUUGCAUCGAGCUUUUUGAACGAACUGCCGUACUUGGAAUCCAUGCAUGGCGCAUUUGUGGCUGCAGGACAGGGAUUUGUGGCGC
Astrephomene gubernaculifera is the source of this 2814-nucleotide messenger RNA. The record is from the annotation of a GenBank genome assembly. NCBI's taxonomy places the organism in Eukaryota, Viridiplantae, Chlorophyta, Chlorophyceae, Chlamydomonadales, Astrephomenaceae.